AUGAAUAGCAACCCCAUCCUCGCCAGCGUGGCGCAAGACAUUUCCAAUCUGCGCUCCGACGUCCAAGAACUCCACAGACACAUCACUUCGUCCCGCAAGCUCACCCAUCGCAACUACAUCAUCGAACAACUCCAGCCUAUUCCUGGCCUUACUCUCCUUGAGAAGUCAGCGCUGGCAAGCACGAUCAUGUUCCUGUUGUUCAAGAAAUGUGAUGGUUUGCUGAAUCAACCCCCAGAGCGAAUCAGUGUUGUCACGCAUGGGGAUCGAGUAGAUGUUGCGCUGCACAACAUCAUUGUUGUGAGAGGUGAUAUGAACAGACUGAGGGGACUAAGAGAUAGAGUCGAGUAUGAGACGGGUCUUUUAUAG
Molecule: messenger RNA, 366 nt
Organism: Parastagonospora nodorum SN15
Lineage: Eukaryota; Fungi; Ascomycota; Dothideomycetes; Pleosporales; Phaeosphaeriaceae
Exons: 2
Coding region: 1-366 (121 amino acids)
Source: RefSeq, a predicted model, not a curated record